AUGUCUAAUGAUAAAACUGAAGAAGUAGACGUUAUGCACGGCCUAAAAACAGUUUUGGCUCAAAUAGAAGCUGCAGUUGCGAGAAGAAAUAAAGAUCUUCCUCAAAUCUCUCCAAGACUAGUCGCAGUAUCAAAGAUCAAACCAGCAUCACUAAUCAUUCAAGCAUAUGAGGCUGGCCAACAUCAUUUUGGUGAAAACUAUGUUAACGAACUUGCAGAUAAAGCAAGCGAUCCGGAUAUACUACAAAAAUGUAAAGACAUACAUUGGCAUUUCAUAGGCCAUUUGCAAACAAACAAAAUCAACAAAUUACUUGGGUCUCCGGGACUGUAUAUGGUGGAAACUGUCCAUUCAGAGAAAUUGGCUGAUAAUUUAAACAAGCAAUGGCCGAAAUAUAUGAAAUCUGAUGAAAAAUUAAAAGUAAUGGUCCAAGUCAACACUAGUGGAGAAGAUGUAAAAAAUGGUGUUGAACCAUCUCAAGCUGUUACUUUAGUGGAGCAUGUGAUCAAAAACUGUGAAAAUCUGGAUUUUAAAGGCUUAAUGACAAUCGGUCAAUAUGAUUAUGAUGUAAGCCAAGGUCCAAACCCAGACUUCCUUACGUUGGCAUCUUGCAGAAAAGAAGUGUGUGAGAAAUUGGGCUUGGAUAUAAAAGAUGUUGAAUUGUCUAUGGGAAUGUCAUCUGACUAUGAACAUGCUAUUGCAUUGGGUGCUACCACUGUGAGAGUGGGCAGCACUAUAUUUGGAGCUCGACCUGUUAAGAAAUAA
This is a messenger RNA of Danaus chrysippus (African queen), 762 nucleotides long. NCBI's taxonomy places the organism in Eukaryota, Metazoa, Arthropoda, Insecta, Lepidoptera, Nymphalidae. The record is from the annotation of a GenBank genome assembly.